CGUGCUUCAGCAUGGCAGUAUUAAUAUUUCUCCGCCAUGCAGCAGCUGCUAAUGUUUGGUAUGUGUGUUUUGUAGAUUUAAUGCUCACAGUGAUGGAGGCCUCCAGCUUCACUCCAUCAGUGUACAGCGUACACGCACUCACACUGCUGGCCGAGGUGCUGGCUCAUCUGUUGGACAUGGUGUUCUAUAGUGAUGAGAAGGAGCGGGUGAUCCCACUGCUGGUUAAUAUCAUGCACUAUGUAGUGCCUUACCUUCGCAACCACAGUGCUCACAACGCCCCCAGCUACCGGGCCUGCAUCCAACUGUUGAGCAGCCUAAGUGGAUACCAGUACACCCGCCGUGCCUGGAAGAAGGAGGCCUUCGACCUCUUCAUGGACCACACCUUCUUCCAGAUGGACUCCUCCUGCGUCAGCCACUGGAGAGCCAUCAUUGACCACUUGAUGACUCAUGACAAGACCACAUUCAGAGACCUCAUGACCCGGGUGGCUGUAGCCCAGAGCAGCUCUCUGAGUCUGUUCACCAACAGAGACGCUGAGCUGGAGCAGAGAGCCAUGCUGCUCAAACGCCUGGCUUUCACCAUCUACAGCAGUGAAGUGGACCAGUACCAGAAAUACCUGCCAGACAUACAAGAGCGUCUGGUGGAGAGCCUGCGUCUACCUCAGGUGCCCAUCCUCCACGCUCAGGUGUUCCUGUUCUUUAGAGUGCUGCUGCUGCGCAUGUCACCUCAACACCUCACCUCACUGUGGCCCACCAUGAUCACUGAACUGGUUCAGGUGUUUCUUCUGAUGGAGCAGGAGCUAACAGCAGAUGAGGACAUAUCAAGGACAUCAGGGCCGUCUGUGGCUGGGUUGGAGACCACCUAUUCUGGUGGGAAUGGCUUCUCCACCUCCUACAACAGCCAGCGCUGGCUCAACCUCUACCUUUCAGCCUGCAAGCUCCUGGACCUGGCCUUGGCCCUGCCUCCUGAGAGCCUGCCUCAGUUCCAGAUGUACCGCUGGGCCUUCAUCCCAGAGGCUUCCGAUGAUUCAGGAUUGGAAGUGAGACGUCAGGGGACUCACCAGAGAGAGUUUAAACCUUACGUGGUUCGAUUAGUCAAGCUGCUGAGGAAACGAGCCAAGAAAAACCCAGAGGAGGACUGCUCCACCCGAGCCCUGUCCUGGGAGCCAGGUCACCUGAUGCUGACCCUCUACGUGAUCCGCAGCAUGGAGCAGCUGCUACCCUUCUUUAACCUGCUCAGCCAGGUAUUCAACAGCAAGGCCAGCAGUCGCUCAGGUCCCACCUACACACACAACCUUGCAGGCGCUUCCUUCCCCGGGCACAAGGAGGGCCACAAACUGGAGAGCCAGAAAGUCUUCUGGAGUCGAGCUCGACAGGACAUCGAGGAGAUGGUGGAAAAAGACUUUUUAGAGGGCCUUAUCAAGACGUGAGAAUACAGCAAAGGAAGGGAGCGGGAUUAACACAUAACUGAUCAACACUAGUGAAAAACCUCAACUUGUACAUUAAAGAACAAGGGAAUGAGGGAAAUUGUUUGUACAUUUUUUUGUAUUUAUAAUGAUUAUUUUACUUUUCAAAAGCUAUUGUAUUUAAUUUUAAUUAUUUGUAUAUAUGGAGCAUCUUUGAUGACUGACUCUUAACAUUUCAUGUGAGUGCUUUUGGACAAAGUGAAGAUGCUGUGCCAUUCCAUAUCGAUGUGACUUAAUAAAGAUUUUUAAUGGGAGGGUUA
Molecule: messenger RNA, 1723 nt
Organism: Micropterus salmoides (largemouth bass)
Lineage: Eukaryota; Metazoa; Chordata; Actinopteri; Centrarchiformes; Centrarchidae
Product: protein dopey-1-like
Exons: 10
Coding region: 12-1427 (471 amino acids)
Biological process (GO): Golgi to endosome transport
Cellular component (GO): trans-Golgi network; endosome
Source: RefSeq, a predicted model, not a curated record